AUGCCAGCCCAGCAGAAGAAAGUCAUCUUUUGCCUAGCUGGGGUGUUCAGCUUCGCUUGUGCCCUGGGGACUGCAGCAGCCAUCGGCACUCAGCUGUGGAUUAGAGGAACGAUCCUCUGCCAGACCGGAGCCCUGCUCGUCAACGCCACCGGGCAGGAGCUGGAGAAGUUUAUCGGGGAAAUCCAGUACGGGCUUUUCUAUGGCGAGCGAGUGAGACAGUGCGGGCUCGGGGGGAGACCUUUUCAGUUUGCAUUUUUUCCAGAUCUGCUCAAAAUUAUCCCUGCAAGUAUCCAUGUGAGUGUCAUUCUCUUCUGCAUGGUGCUGAUCAUCUUUGCCCUGGUGGGAACAGGCUUCUUCAUGUACAACGCUUUCGGCAGCCCCUACGAAACCCUGCAUGGCCCUGUAGGGUUGUACCUCUGGACCUUCAUUGCAUGUUCCUGCGGUUGUCUCAUCCUGAUUCUCUUCUCCUCAGAGGUGAAGAUCCACCACCUUUCAGAAAAAAUUGCUAAUUUUAAAGAGGGAAGUUUUACAUUUAAGACUCACAGCGAACAGUUUGCAGAUUCCUUCUGGAUCAUCCUAGGCUGCUCCUUGGUGCACUUCAUGAACGCCCUCUUGAUCCGCUUUGCUGGAUUUGAAUUUCCUUUUUCAAAGUCAAAGGAUUCAGGGACAACCACUGGAGCAGUCGACCUGAUGUAUUAG
Messenger RNA from Cygnus atratus (black swan), 699 nucleotides. It is a transcript of the gene CLRN1, whose product is annotated as clarin 1. The transcript is spliced from 3 exons. Lineage: Eukaryota; Metazoa; Chordata; Aves; Anseriformes; Anatidae. The coding region runs from base 1 to 699 and encodes 232 amino acids. The record is from RefSeq and is a predicted model, not a curated record. Gene Ontology annotation, biological process: sensory perception of sound; equilibrioception.